Prunus dulcis (almond) is the source of this 2121-nucleotide messenger RNA. RefSeq lists its product as uncharacterized. The record is from RefSeq and is a predicted model, not a curated record. The coding region runs from base 924 to 1943 and encodes 339 amino acids. The transcript is spliced from 7 exons. Lineage: Eukaryota; Viridiplantae; Streptophyta; Magnoliopsida; Rosales; Rosaceae.
CUGAUAGUGUGUGCAUUGUGUGCUGGAAUGGGGCUGUUGAUGCUCAACUUAAGACAAGUUGAUCCUCCAACGAGCCCCGAUUUCCCCAUGCAAAUUCACAAUUCGGAUUCGGAGUCUGAAAGCGGUGGUGAGGUUGGGGUUGAGGACGAGCCUGAGAACAAGAGUAAGAGAAAAUCCAACUCCUGUGCUACGGUGGAAGAGAUGGGAAAGGACUUCAAAGGAGGGUUCUGGGAGGAAAGUCUCAGAGUCAGGAAACUUAUUCAACAUCACUUUCACUUGAAUGGUGCUUCCCAUGUCCGAAAUCUUCAUCCAGAACAGUUUUGUCACCAUGGCUUUGUGAUGGGUAAAGCAUCAGAGGCAGGUUUCGGGAAUGAAAUGUACAAAAUUUUAAGUGGUGCAGCAUUGAGUAUACUUUUAAACUGGUCCCUGAUCAUUGGGAAACCAGGCAUAUUGGGGAAAAUUCUCUUUCGGGGAUUACAUUUCUGAUUCCAAUGUUUCCUUUACCAUGAGAGAAAUUAAGCAUCUGUGGAGACUUAAUAAAUGUGUUAAGAAGUAGGGAAGGCAACUGAUUAUGAGGACUGAUGACUUUGAGAAGCCCACACAGACAAAUGUCCUUUGUAAUGACUGGAAGAAAUGGAAACAACCUAUCAUAUGGGGAAAAUUCCCUAUCGGGGAUUAUAUUUCUUAUUCCAACGUUUCCUUUACCAUGAGAGAAAUUAAGCAUCUGUGGAGACUUAUUAAAUGUGUUAAGAAAGUAGGGAAGGCAACUGAUUAUGAGGACGGAUGGCUUUGGAAGCCGACACAGAAAAAUGUCCUUUGUAGUGACUGGAGGAAAUGGAAGCAACCUAUCAUGAGGUUCCAAGAUACAAAUGACGCUGUGGCAGCCCAAUUUUUCUUGAAAAAUAUACACCCCGAGAUGAGGAAUGCUGCUUCUAUUUUUUUUUAUAUUUGGAAAGCCGGAGGUUCUCCAUUUUCGGCCUAAUGUAUUUGGGGAGAUGAUGAGAGUGCUUACAACUCCUUCUGAGGAUGUUGAGGAUGCCAUCAAUUGGUUUUUUAGUGGAGUGGAACCUGAUAUUUCACUGCACAUGCGAAUGCUCAUGAAUAAGUCUAUCAGAGCUGCACAGGCAGCAUUGAACUGCAUCAGAAAAGCUAAGCAAAAUCUUGGCAAAUCACCAAGACCCAGGGUAGUCAUAGUGUCAGAUACUCCCCCUCUCGUGAAAAAUAUUACACCAAAUAUAAAUAAAUUUGCAGAGGUCAUUCAUUUUGAUUAUGAACUUUUCAAAGGAAAUAUAUCUGAUAGCAGAAAGGGGAUGCACAGUUUAGAUUUUGGAAUGAAAGAUUGGGGCCCAGCGCCUGGAUGGAUUGCCUUUGUAGACUUUUUUCUUGCAUCACGUGCAAAAUAUGCUGGCGCGUCCGCGGAUCACAGGCGUGUUGGGACGACAUAUGCACAGUUAAUUGCAGCACUGGCUGCAGCAAACAAUCCUGGUACUUACAUACAUGUAGUGUUUGGAUCAUUUCCUCUUACAAAAGUUGCUCAAACCUCAAAGUGUUGUAAUGUUCAUUCUAUUCUAUCUUUCUCAGGCGACAAACCAACUGGUUCUAAUUUUGCAUUUUUAAGUAGCUUUCAAGGUGAUUUGUUGAGAGAAGGUUUAAGAUUUCAGAUUGGUUGGGGGCAUGUGUGGAACAGAUUUGCAGGUCCCCUUGCCCCCUUGCCCCCUUGCCCCCUUGGGUGUCAUAACCAGCCCAAUCAAUGUCCUUUCACACAGCUUCUCCCUCCGGCAUGGUGGGAUGGCCUUUGGCAAUUCCCCCUUCCAAGGGAUAUCAAGAAGUUGGCGGAGUACGGCAUCCAGUUAUCGAGGUUUGGCACAAUUGAUGAAAAUUAUCUUGACACUUUUUGUAGCACAAGGAAGGUUGUGGUGAAAACUGUUCCAUUCCUUUUGUAAGCAUUUCAUUCAUCCUAUGUUUUGGCACGUCCUCCACUUUUUAUGCUUGUAACAUUAAGCCACUCAUUCACGUUGUGUCCAACUCUUUGUUUUUAUUUUUGGCUUCUUCUGUUGUAUCGCCAUCAAAUCAAAGUCAAGGCCGGUUGCCUUUUAUAUCUUAAAUAUUUCGAAUUUUGUU